Molecule: messenger RNA, 552 nt
Organism: Anthostomella pinea
Lineage: Eukaryota; Fungi; Ascomycota; Sordariomycetes; Xylariales; Xylariaceae
Source: the annotation of a GenBank genome assembly
AUGCCGCCAGCCAAGUCCAAGACGAGCCACGACGACGCAAAGUCGGAGACGGCGAGCGUCAAAAACCAGAAUGGCCACGGUUCGAACAAUCACCACCAGACGAACGGCAAGCUGCGGCGUGUUGCGAGCUCUACAGGAUCGCAGCUCCGAGAUGUAACCUCCGUCAACGGCAACGGCUCGACGACUGCGCCAGCAGCACCCGUGUCACAACCCACAACCGCUCCAGGGCUCCAAUGGUCCACGUUUGAUCGAGACGUCCUGCACGACUACCGCCGCGAACACCGCCUCGACACCCCGACCGCCUUUGCCAACUCGUAUCACCAGUGGGUGCUCUCACGACCGGGCAUUGGCCUACGGUCGCCCACCAUGGCGCGGAAACAAGAAUACCGGCGGCAGAGCAAGGACGACCUCGCGAAAGUGGUGCGGAAACAUUUCAACGGCGUGGGCAUCCAGGAGAACGACGCCAUUGUCGGGUUUCUGCACAAGGUUAGAAACCCCGGCGUUGUCAAGAGGCGGAACAAGAACGCACCGCACUCGACCCCUCUGCCUUGA